Molecule: messenger RNA, 2518 nt
Organism: Populus nigra (black poplar)
Lineage: Eukaryota; Viridiplantae; Streptophyta; Magnoliopsida; Malpighiales; Salicaceae
Product: condensin-2 complex subunit H2-like
Exons: 11
Coding region: 200-2140 (646 amino acids)
Biological process (GO): mitotic sister chromatid separation; meiotic chromosome condensation
Cellular component (GO): nucleus; condensin complex
Molecular function (GO): chromatin binding
Source: RefSeq, a predicted model, not a curated record
CUCAAAAUAAAAAGAAAAAAAAAAACCAGAAACAAAGAGCAGCGGGAAAAAAAGUCAUCGAAAAUUUUGAACUCUCAAAUGGCCAAAUCUCACACGCUCUCUCUCUAAUUUUCCAGGCAACCAAACACCCACAAAUUUCCCAACUCCUGGGUUUCCUAGAAAGCCCCCCAAAUGAAAUGUUCAAGUAUUAUUCAAAAAAAUGAUUAAUAACAACAAAGAAGAAGCAAGCAAGUACCACACAGUACAAGCAGAGCGUGAUUUAGAGGCUAAUUGGGAAGUCGAUCUUUCAAAAAAGCUUGAAGAUUAUUUGUUAAAGAUUUGUUCUGGUGAAAUUGCUGGAAACGAAGAGGAUAGUAACGUCAAUUUCGCUGAAGCUGCUUUAUUGCUUCAAGGUUCAGUUCAAGUUUAUAGCAGGAAGGUUGAGUAUUUAUACAACUUGGUUUUGCAUGCUUUGGACUUCCUAUCUCAGAAAAGGCAGCAGGAGCAAUCAGAGGGCACAUCUGUCCAGACCGAACAAAGUGGUUCCCGUGCAGUUUCUGAUGAAGAAAAUGAUCAAUUUUGGGUCUCAGAUGAUGUCCCAGUUGAAGCAAGGAAUUGCUUAGAUGCUUCAACCAGCAAAGAUGCUUCUUUCUAUCACUUUGUGAAACCACCAGCAAAUCUUGUUGUUCUUGAAGGCGAUUGCUUAGAUACCAGUGGUGAUGGUGGGGAAUUAGAGUCAUAUCUGUUAGCCACCAAUGAUCUUUACCAAGAUUUUAUUCUCUUAGACCCAUGUGAUGCCCUAGCCAUAAAUGAUUUUUUGAAAGCAGAUAAUACUGGAAGGGCACAAAAUGGUCCUUACAGGGGCAGCUCAAUACGUAAGACCUUUCAGUCCCCAACAAGGUGUUAUGGAGGAACUGCUAACAAGCCUUCUCUUGGAAAGAAUCGGGAUGCCAAUCCCAUGCCAUCCCCUGUUGCUGGUUGCAGUUUUGGAGUUAAUGAUUGUAAGAUCAGGCCUGACCCUCCUGUCCAUGAUAAUUUUGACGAGAAUCCUGGAUUUGAUAUGGAAGAUAGAUAUUCAGAUCCUGAGAAUGCAGAAGAUUCAGAUGACAAUGAUGAUCCCUGGAAGCCUUUGAACCCCCAUGAACCUGGGAAUUUAAAAGUGAAAACUUUUAAGAAAGUAAAAGAUUUCAGAAGGAUUGGGCUAAAAUCUGCUGAGAAGACCUCUAUAACUGCUCUGUUUCCACUUGCAAGGAUGCAUGGUACUAUUAGUCCAGAUCUUGCCAAAAUAUGGGAAGCACGGCAAAACAAAAUUGGAAAACAUGGGAACACACAAUCUCCUACAUUAUAUGAAAAGCUGAGGCAAUCUCUUACUAAUGAAGGACAUAAUAUUCCUGAUACGUAUGGUAACUCUGGGAAUGACAAUGAAGACAAUGCAUAUGACACUGGGAUCCCUGAUUUCAGGCAGCCUGACGAAGAGAUUUCAGAAUGCAUGAAUGAAGAUUCACCCCCCCCUCUACAUGAAAAGCAUGAUGAUGGCGGGACUCACUUUGACACCUAUACAGAUUUUGGACAUGGAGAUCAAAGAUCUCAAGCAAGCCUGGAAGAUCUUUGUCGCUCUCACCUUGAUGCUCUGCUCGCCAAUAUAGCUGAAACUGAGAAGCAAACUGAACUGGCUGCUCGGGUUUCAUCAUGGAAACUGAAAAUUGAGCAAAACUUGGAAGAACAAGACUCGCAUCCGCCAUUUGACAUUCAUGCCUAUGGUGAAAGGAUUGUUAACAAACUCUCUCUUGAAACAGACAGUAAAAAAUAUGUCAUGGCCUUUACAGAUGUUGUGAAGGGCCAGGAAAAACAUGAUGUGGCUCGAACCUUCUCCGCACUUCUUCAGCUGGUCAACAAUGGAGAAGUUGAUUUUGAUAGGAGUCAAGCUAAUACCGAGUCAUUCUGUUACACGGCCGUCAAUCCUUUCCAUGUCCGGCUCCUCGGUCAUAAAAAAGAACAGGAAGGAAGACAAUUUCAACUGUCAAAAAAGAGAGUUAAAUCACCAAUAAGAAAAGGAGGUCCGAAGCUUGGGAAGAAUGGUAACACAAGGUGCACACCUGAAGGUAAGAAGAGGCGAAGAUCUCGAGUUGUUGAGCCAGUUGACUUACAUUCAGCAGGGUGACCAAGGCAUCAUAAGCAAGUUUUAUUGCUGGAGUUAUUCAAUCCCUGUGCUGAUUGGCCUGGUGCAUUAACAAUGUGAUUAUUGCAUUAUUUGUAACUUUGUAUCACUAGAGCAUAGAACAUUAGUUCCGAGACCUGUCCUGGCUGUUAGGCUGAUCUGCUAACCCGAGCCUGGAUUAACCUGCUGAUCUGCGACCCGGAUCUUGAGCCGAGUAUCCCGGCCCUGCUUUCAAAAAUAUGGUAGAGACAAUGAUAAGCUAGAAUGUGUAAUAUAUUUAAUAUUUCACAGGCUUGCAGGUCAAAUGCCCUUGUAAUAACACUACUAAUUUAACUGCACAAUGAUGUAAUAAUGCCAAUCUGCUUACUGUCAAUUUUUCAA